Elephantulus edwardii (Cape elephant shrew) is the source of this 300-nucleotide messenger RNA. RefSeq names its product transmembrane protein 261-like. NCBI's taxonomy places the organism in Eukaryota, Metazoa, Chordata, Mammalia, Macroscelidea, Macroscelididae. The record is from RefSeq and is a predicted model, not a curated record. The transcript has a single exon. Bases 1 to 300 code for a protein of 99 amino acids.
AUGGGGUCCACCGUGUCCCAGCCUCUGGACCAGGUGCCAAUUGCUGCGCCCCCGAAGAUCGCAGCGCCCGCCUCCCCGACGCAGGACCCGGUUACUAACUGCUGGAGCUGCCGCGUGCUCUCGGGCACAGGGCUGAUCGGGGCGGGGGGCUACGUGUACUGGACGGCGAAGAGGCUCUUGAAGCUGGGAUAUGCCCCAAGACCCGGGCAGAUUGCGCAGAUGGUGAUCGGCAUCAGUCUUGCAGUUUGGGGUCUAGUCAUCCUAUUAGAUCCCAAAAAGAAGACUCAACGGGCAAAUUGA